AUGCCACCGUUCGCCGUUAAUGUAGCUCUCCCUUCUGCAGGCGAGAGCUUUUCAUGGAAGUCUCAGGUGAAGACACUAGAAACGAUUCUUCCCACCCAAGAACCUGAGAUCGAGUCAAGGCCACCCUUCACCAUUGAUGAGCUUGUCCGACAACGCUCACAAGAAAUACCCAGAGAAGCAAUAAUCUCAUACCCCUCCUCAGGCCUCGAAUAUGUGGACUACACUACGCGGCAAAUCAACAUUUUUGCGCACCGUGUUGCUCAAAAAUAUAAAAUUCUUAUGCCACAAAGGUCAUCCUCAUCAGAUCCCGAAACCGUUGUGGGAUUGCUGGGUCCUUCAAAUUUCGAAUACUUCAUUAGCAUCCUGGCUUUGGCCAAGCUGGGCCACACGGUUCUCUUUAUGUCAACACGGAUAUCCAUUGCGGCCUACGUUUCCCUCCUGGAGACAACUGGGGCAAAGCAUAUUUUAAUUGACUCUUCAUUCCGCGAAACCGCUGCGCAGGUCAAGGAGACCUGCAAUUCCGUCGAAAUUCACGAGAUUACUGAAGCCGAGUCAUAUAACUUCCCGAUCGACGACGAAAACAUUGAUACCCGACUAUGUCAACAUCUCCAGCCAGAAGUUGAAUCCAAAAAGAUCUCAUGGAUCAUCCAUUCCAGCGGCUCGACGGGUUUGCCAAAGCCGAUUUACCAAACUCACAGUGCAGCCUUGAAUAACUACGCUUCGAACCUUAAUCUACGAGGUUUCAUCACACUUCCCCUCUAUCACGCCCAUGGAAUCAGCAGCGUCUUCCGCUCGAUCUAUUCGAAAAAGCAGAUCUACAUGUAUAGCGCAGGCUUACCGCUCACCUACCAAAAUCUUCUCAGCAUCAUGCAGAAGUACCGAUUUGAUAUCUUUUAUGGGGUUCCGUAUGCGCUCAAGCUUCUUGGAGAAAGCUCUGAGGGUAUUGAAGCGUUGGCGAAACCAAAGGUGGUGAUGUUUGGGGGAUCAGCAUGUCCGAAUGCUUUGGGUGACAAAUUGGUCGAUCAUGGAGUCAACCUGAUUAGCCAUUAUGGGACCACCGAAACUGGACAGCUCAUGACAUCUUUCCGAGAACCGGGUGACAAGGCUUGGGAUUACGUCCGUGCCGGAGAUGCCGUGAAGCCAUAUCUGCAAUGGGAAGAGCGCAAUCCAGGAAUCUUUGAACUCGUUGUCCUUGAUGGCUGGACCUCAAAGGUGGCAUCAAACCGACCAGAUGGCUCGUACGCUACCAAGGAUCUCUUCACUCCUCACCCCACGAUUCCGAACGCUUGGAAAUACUUCGCUCGUUUGGAUGACACCAUCGUUUUGGUGAAUGGCGAGAAGAUUGUUCCCAAUACAUUUGAGCAUUUAAUCAGGCAUGAGAAGCUAGUUGCUGAGGCUGUGUUGUUUGGUAGCGGGAAAGCUCGUCCGGGAUUAAUGAUCGUCCCCUCAGAAGCUGCAAAGGAUUUAUCAAAUGACGAUAUCCGGAGAGAGCUUGUCCCCGCUUUGAACGAGGCGAAUAAAGACAUGCCAGGCUACGCUCAGAUGACUCUGGAUAUGGUUGAAGUCCUGCCAGUGGGAUCUGAAUACCCUCGAACAGACAAAGGAACCGUGAUCCGAGCAGCCUUUUACCGGCAAUUCGAAGCCGAAAUCGAAAAAGUCUAUGACUCUGCCGAUGUUCCAUCUGGCGAGCUGUGCUUGUCGGAAUCAGAGCUGAAGGAAUACAUUCGUAUCGAGCUUCUUAAGAUCCUUCCUACCACGUCCUCGGGUCUUCUUGCUGAUGACACUGACUUCUUUUCAAUUGGCAUUGAUUCACUGCAAGCGAUUCAACUCCGAACUGUGCUCAGCAAGAAUAUUCAGACUAAUAAAACUAAGUUGGGGUUGAAUAUUGUUUUUGAUUUCCCUUCUAUCCAUGCAUUGGCUGAGGAGCUUUAUCGAAUGCGGACGGGUGGGGAGUCGGAUAUUGUUUCUGUUGUCGAUAAGAUGCAAGAGCUGAUCUCUAAGUACUCUGUUUUCGAGCCACAUGUUCCGGUGGAGAACAGUAAUGAAGGGAACUACCUGGUUGUAACUGGCGCAACUGGAUCCCUUGGUUCCCAUCUUGUCGCUCAACUCGUCCUUCGCGAAGACGUUAAGAAGGUCUACUGUUUAGUUCGUGCCUCGUCACCAGUCAAUGCACGCCUCCGAGUCAUACGCUCGAUGCGAGAGCGCUCUGUUUACCACUGCCUUGCACUUGAUGCCCGGAGGAAGAUCGCCGCAUUUCCAUCAAACUUCGGUGACGCCUCACUUGGUCUUAGUCCAGAGACGUACGCUGAGAUUGCAUCCAACAUCACUGGGCUUGUGCACUGCGCCUGGUCCGUCAAUUUCAACCUCAGUCUUGGGUCAUUUGAGGCCGAUUGCAUCGCAGGUGCCAACAACUUGCUCACACUCUGCUUGAAAGCGCAACGGACUGAACCCGCCACAUUCAACUUUUGCUCUUCAGUCAGUGCCGUCGCUCGUACGACGGGCGGAUUCGUUCCUGAAGCAUUACCGGAAAGUCUCGAAUAUGCUCAAGGAAUGGGAUACGCACAGUCGAAGCUCGUCACGGAACAUAUCUGCGUUGAAGCAGCGAAGUCGUAUCGCAUCAAGACACGAGUGUUGCGGGUUGGACAAGUCAUUGCCGACACUGUUCACGGAAUCUGGAAUGCCACCGAGGCCAUUCCAUUGAUGAUGCAAGCAGCGUUGACAGUUGGUGCCGUUCCCAAGCUCGAUGAGAGUCCAUUAUGGCUACCAGUCGACGUCGUUGCUUCCACUAUUUCGGACAUUUCUCUCGGAUCUGCUGGAGCAGGCGUAAUGAAUGUUGUGAAUCACCAAAGCUUCCACUGGACACGCGACCUCUUGCCAGCACUUCACAACGCUGGUCUCUCCUUCAAAGAACUCUCACAGAAAGAAUGGAUUUCCGCACUACGAGCCUCAAACCCAGACCCCGUCACAAACCCACCCAUCAAGCUCCUCGAAUUUUUCGUCAGCAAGUACGACAAUGAUCUCCCUCGAACUGGUCUUACCUACGAUACCUCUUACGCCCAAUUCCUCUCCCCAUCACUCGCUUCCGCACCAGUCCUGAGUCAAUCUCUUGUCUCCAAAUUCGUCUCCCACUUCCUCGCCACCUCGUGGGCCACCCCUUCUGCCUCCCUGGCGAAAAAGAGAAUCAUUGUGAUAUCUGGGCCCUGCGGCUCCGGCAAAUCCACACUCGCAACUGGCGUUUCGAAAGCCCUCAACAUCCCAUGGAUCGAAGGCGACAGUCUCCACUCCGCCUCCUCAAUUCAAAAGAUGGCAGCGGGAAUUCCACUCACAGAUCAAGACAGUUGGCUCUGGCUGGAGGCGAUCCAAGCUACCGCUCUGCUAAAGUUGAGGGAGGCUGAGGUGGAGAGUAUUGUGGUGACGUGCUCGGCGCUGAAGAGGAGUUAUAGGGAUGAGUUGAGGAAGAGCAGGGAUACGGGAGCUGUGUUUUUGAUGCUGGAGUCUGAGGCGAGGGUGUUGAGGGAGAGGCUUGGGGGGAGGGAGGGGCAUUAUAUGGGGACGGCGAUGGUGGAGAGUCAGCUUGAGGCCCUCGAGGGCCGGGGUGUGGAGGAAGGCGAUGUGGUGCCGAUCGAUGCAGCCGGGGAGAGGGGGGCGGUGUUGGAGGAGGUUUUAGGCAUUUUAGAGAGUAUAUAAACUCACUGGCUUUUCUUCCUUUGUUUUCUGGGGUUUUGUUGGGGAUGCAAGCAGGGGUCUAGGU
This is a messenger RNA of Hyaloscypha bicolor E, 3751 nucleotides long. RefSeq names its product male sterility protein. The record is from RefSeq and is a predicted model, not a curated record. The transcript is spliced from 3 exons. Gene Ontology annotation, molecular function: phosphopantetheine binding; kinase activity. Gene Ontology annotation, biological process: carbohydrate metabolic process. Lineage: Eukaryota; Fungi; Ascomycota; Leotiomycetes; Helotiales; Hyaloscyphaceae. Bases 1 to 3687 code for a protein of 1228 amino acids.